Molecule: messenger RNA, 2322 nt
Organism: Myotis brandtii (Brandt's bat)
Lineage: Eukaryota; Metazoa; Chordata; Mammalia; Chiroptera; Vespertilionidae
Gene: DAGLA
Product: diacylglycerol lipase, alpha
Exons: 15
Cellular component (GO): dendrite membrane; postsynaptic membrane
Source: RefSeq, a predicted model, not a curated record
GGUGUGCAGGCUGCCGGCCCCUCUCACACGCGUGUCCCCAGGUUUGUGAUCCUGUCCGUGGUGCUCUUCGGCCUGGUCUACAACCCGCACGAGGCCUGCUCCCUGAACCUGGUGGACCACGGCCGCGGCUACCUGGGCAUCCUGCUGAGCUGCAUGAUCGCCGAGAUGGCCAUCAUCUGGCUGAGCAUGCGCGGGGGCAUCCUCUACACGGAGCCCCGCGAAUCCAUGCAGUACGUGCUCUACGUGCGCCUGGGUAAGGGCCGCCCGCUCGGUGGGGGGCUGCUCCGGGACCCCGGCCUGAGGGCCACGUCCAGCCGGCUGUCUGUGCCGCGAAUAAAGUUUUAUUGGAGCCCAGCCACGCUCAUUCAUUUAUGUGCCUCUUGUCUCCGCCUGCUUUUGGGUGACAGCAGCGGAGCGGAGGAGCUCGCUGGUGAGUCGGGGUGUCCCAGCGCCUCCGCCUCCUGCUUCUCCUGCUGCCCCGCAGGGAUGGUCGUCUGCAACUGGGUGGUCAUCCUCAGCGUCUGCAUCACCGUCCUCUGCGUCUUCGACCCCACGGGCCGCACCUUCGUCAAGCUGAGAGCCACCAAGAGGAGGCAGCGCAACCUGCGGACCUACAACCUCCGGCACCGGUUAGAGGAGGGUCAGGCCACGAGCUGGUCGCGUCGGCUCAAAGUGUUCCUCUGCUGCACCCGGACGAAGGACUCGCAGUCAGAUGCCUACUCGGAAAUCGCCUACCUCUUCGCCGAGUUUUUCCGGGACCUGGACAUCGUGCCCUCUGACAUCAUCGCUGGCCUGGUCCUGCUUCGGCAGCGACAGCGGGCCAAACGCAACGCCGUGCUGGACGAGGCCAACAAUGACAUCUUGGCCUUCCUGUCGGGGAUGCCAGUGACCAGAAACACCAAGUACCUCGACCUCAAGAACUCGCAAGAGAUGCUGCGCUACAAGGAGGUCUGCUACUACAUGCUGUUCGCGCUGGCCGCCUACGGCUGGCCCAUGUACCUGAUGCGGAAGCCCGCCUGCGGCCUCUGCCAGCUGGCCAGGUCCUGCUCGUGCUGCCUAUGCCCCUCUCGGCCGCGGUUCGCGCCUGGCGUCACCAUCGAGGAGGACAACUGCUGCGGCUGCAACGCCAUUGCCAUCCGGCGCCACUUCCUGGACGAGAACCUGACAGCGGUGGACANGGCUCACGAGCCGCCCUCCUCCCAGGUGUACGAAACCCCCUUCUAUGUGGCGGUGGACCACGACAAGAAGAAGGUGGUGAUCAGUAUUCGGGGAACCCUGUCCCCCAAGGACGCCCUCACGGAUCUGACAGGUGACGCCGAGCGCCUGCCCGUGGAUGAGGACGCCAUGGAGUACUCCAAGGAAUUUGUGACGGCCGUGGUUCUGGGCAAAGACCUUGUCCCCAGGAUCGGCCUGUCGCAGCUGGAGGGCUUCCGCAGACAGCUCCUGGACGUCCUGCAGCGGAGCACCAAGCCCAAAUGGCGAAUCAUCGUGGGAGCCACGAAGUGCAUCCCCAAGUCGGAGCUGCCCGAGGAGGCGGAGGUGACCACCAUGGCCAACACGCGGCUCUGGACCCACCCCAGCGACCUGACCAUCGCCCUGUCGGCCAGCACCCCCCUCUACCCGCCCGGCCGCAUCAUCCACGUGGUGCACAACCACCCCGCGGAGCAGUGCUGCUGCUGCGAGCAGGAGGAGCCCACAUACUUCGCCAUCUGGGGCGACAACAAGGCCUUCAACGAGGUGAUCAUCUCCCCGGCCAUGCUGCACGAGCACCUCCCCUACGUGGUCAUGGAGGGGCUCAACAAGGUGCUGGAGAACUACAACAAGGGGAAGACGGCCUUGCUCUCUGCUGCCAAGGUCAUGGUCAGCCCCACCGAGGUGGACCUCACCCCCGAGCUCAUCUUCCAGCAGCAGCCGCUGCCCGGGCGCCUGGGGGACUCGCCCAGCCCGCAGGUGCUGGAGUUCGCGGAGUUCAUCGACAGCCUCUUCAACCUGGACAGCAAGAGCAGCUCCUUCCAGGACCUGUGCCGCAUGGUGGUGCCCGAGAGCCCCACCAGCGACUACGCCGAGGGCCCCAAGUCCCCCGGCCAGCAGGAGAUCCUGCUCCGAGCCCAGUUCGAGCCCAACCUGGUGCCCAAGCCCCCGCGGCGCUUUGCGGGCUCCGCCGACCCCUCCUCGGGCAUCUCGCUGUCGCCCUCCUUCCCGCUCAGCUCCUCGGGGGAGCUCAUGGACCUGACGCCCACGAGCCUCAGCAGCCAGGACUGCCUGGACAAGAUCCGGACUCCCAGCCCGCCCGGCGGGGCCGGGGGGCAGCAGGAGGACCUG